CUCCGCCUCACGCCCUCACUCCCCUCGCCGCAAACCCCAUCCGCUGUCUCGUUGCACCCAUGGCCUCCCCCGCCGCGGCCGCCGCCUCCUCCCGCGCGCGCCGCCUCUCCAGCAUCUUCUCCUCGUCCACGCCACGCGCCAAGCCACCGAAGCCCGAGCCCGCGGCGACCCCUAAAGCGCCCGCCGGCGAGGAGGCGAAACCCAAUUCGGGCCCCAAGCGCCGGAAGGCCCUCCGCAAAAUCCUACAGGACAUCUUCCGGGAGCGCGAUCCGGACAAGCUGGUGUCCGAGUUUAUCGCCGCGUCGACCGCGUCCCAACGCUUCCGCGACCGGCACCGCGUGUACGAGGUGGCCGUGUCCCGCCUCGCCUCCUUCGGGCGCUGCGACGCCGUCGCGGCCCUCAUUGACUCGCAGAAGCCCUUCCUCGAGGACUGCAACGAGGGCUUUGCCGUGCGCCUCGUCCGCCUCUACGGCCGCGCCUACAUGCCGUCUCACGCCGCCGCAACCUUCCGUGGCCUUCCCCCGAAGCACAAGUCCGUCAUGGCCUUCAACGCCCUCCUCGCCGCUUACGUCGAGGCCCGCGAGUUCGACGCGCUGGCCACCGCGUUCGAGGAGAUCCCGGCCUCCCACCCCACCGUUGUCCCCAGCGUAUAUUCUUACAACAUACUCAUCAGCGCGCUGUGCCAGAAGCCCAAUCUUUCGGCGGCUCUCGAUGCCAUCGCGCUCAUGGAGAAGUGCGGUCUGAUCCCCGAUAAUGUCUCUUUCAACACUCUGCUUAAUGGGUUUUACAACAAUGGUCGCUUUGAUGAUGCCGAGAAAGUCUGGGAGAUGAUGAAGGAGAGGAAUGUUGAGCCGGACACAAAGAGCUACAACGCAAAGCUGAGGGGUUUGGUUGCCGAAGGGAGGAUUGAGGAUGCAGUUGCUGUGAUUGAGAGGAUGCAGAAGGAUGGGCCAAAACCUGAUUCAGUGUCCUACAAUGAGCUGAUUCGAGGGUACUGCAAGGAAGGGAGAUUGGAUGAGGCCAAGAAGGUAUAUGAUGAUCUGGUAAAGAAUGGAUGUGCACCAAAUAGGGGCACAUUUCAAACCAUCGUGCCACGUUUUGUGGAGGCUGGGGAGCUUGAUCUUGCUCUCAAUUGCUGCCGUGAGAUCUUUAGUAGGAAGUGCAGAGUGCAAUGUUCGUUGCUGCAAGGGGUAGUGACUGCAUUGGUUGCUGCAUCAAGGGUGGAGGAGGCUAAAAGUAUCGUUGAGCUUGGAAGGAAGAACUACUAUCCUCGGAAGAGUUUGAAGAUGCCUCCACGUACUGGAGAAGAAAGUGAUGUAGAAGCAGAACCUGAUUUGGAAGAUUCUGUACUGUAUGAAGAGGGGUGCGACGAGGAAGAGGAGUCUAAAAAUGCCUGAUGGGGAUAUACCUUCGUAAGUUAGGAAUUGAUCAUGACAUUGAUCUGUCAUGAUGAUGCUAAUGGAAUUUGAUUAAAUAUGCUAUCUUGCUUUACUGUUUUGUUGGCCUGAAACGACAGAUGUGCAUGUAUAAAUGCAUUUUUUUGUACUUUAAUAAUAGAAUGCUUUAUCUUUCAUCUGUGCCGUAAGAUGCUCAGUAAAAGAACCUCUAUUCAUUUUACAAGAGAUUUGCAGCAAGCCUUUGUUCUUUAUCUAGAAUGGCCUUGUGCCUAUUUGUAACAUGGCAUCAAAAUUGUUAAUUGUUUGAAUGUUUUGUGUUUUGUUAUCA
Phragmites australis (common reed) is the source of this 1725-nucleotide messenger RNA. Its product is annotated as small ribosomal subunit protein mS79 (rPPR3b)-like. Lineage: Eukaryota; Viridiplantae; Streptophyta; Magnoliopsida; Poales; Poaceae. Gene Ontology annotation, molecular function: protein binding. Gene Ontology annotation, cellular component: chloroplast. The record is from RefSeq and is a predicted model, not a curated record. The transcript has a single exon. Bases 60 to 1397 code for a protein of 445 amino acids.